Molecule: messenger RNA, 1092 nt
Organism: Penicillium mononematosum
Lineage: Eukaryota; Fungi; Ascomycota; Eurotiomycetes; Eurotiales; Aspergillaceae
Exons: 2
Coding region: 1-1092 (363 amino acids)
Source: RefSeq, a predicted model, not a curated record
AUGCUCGGGUCCCUCAAACGCGCCCUGAGAAAACCACACGCAAACGUGUACGGUCUGGAUCAUGCCGUCCUCAACAUACAGCUCCCACCGCAGAGUAUGUGGAUGAACAUGGGGUACUGGGAGUACACAGAUGAUUUUCCCGAAGCCUGCCAAGCGCUCCUAGACCAGGUUCUCACGGCUGCGCUAUCAACGGAGAAGGCGUCUGCAGUGAGAAUCCUAGAUGUCGGGUGUGGGUGUGGUGAUCAGUCGUUAUACCUGACGAAGGUUUUAAAUGGCCAUUCUUCUACAUCCCUUUCCGGUUCUGAAGGGACUGGGAUCGGAACCACAACAACAACAAGCCCUGUCUCUAUCUCCACUAGUGCGUCUGAUAUUCAACCAUCAGAGUGGGGCCUGCGGUCUCGUCAUAGCAAGACCAAACUGCAAUCCUCCUCUCUGCUACACCUGGAUUCCUAUAUUGGAAUCACGCUGGAGCCAGCACAGGCCGCGCUCGGCUCACGCCGCAUGAAUCAUAUGCGGCGAGAGAGCGAGGACCCUAUCCAGGCAGAUAUCUUCUGCGCGGACGCUGCAGUCCCCAGCUCUUGGACUGGGGAGUUGAAAAAAUCAAUCACGGCCCUUGCAGUUGCGUCAACUAAACAAAAUGAGAAUGAAGACACGUCUACAUGGCUCCUGGCCUUGGACACGAUAUAUCACUUCCGCCCCUCCCGCUUACCUCUCCUAACCUAUGCACACAACACCCUCAAUGCCUCAUUCAUGGCCUUCGACUUGAUAUUAUCUGAUAGUAUAACUUGGUACGAAAAGAUUCUCCUCCGACUCGUGUGCUGGGGCACGAACUCGCCAUUCGGAAAUUUUGUUUCCGAGAAGGAAUAUGUGGAGCUACUCAUUUCAGCUGGGUAUAAUCCUGCUUUUAUUGAGAUCAGAGAUGUCUCGCGGCACGUUUUUGGUGGGUUGGCAGAUUUCAUUGAGCGCAGGGUGGAAGAGGCGAGGCCAUUUGGGAUUAAAAUGGGGAAAUUUCGCGCGGCGAGGCUUGUGUUUGGGUGGUGGGCUAAGGGGAGGGUUGUUAGGGGCGUUGUUGUUGUUGCGAGGAAGGCGUGA